AUGAAAAAGGAAAAAAAAUAAUUUAAUAUAGAAAAUUUGGAAAAGAAAAGUGAAUUUUAAUUAUAGCAAUAAAUUAAUAAUUCUAAUGACAGACUAUUGAUAAAAUACAAAAAACAAUUAAGGGAUUUUGAUUAACAAUCAUAAAUAAUGAUUAUUUUAUAGUUCUUGUCAAGCCUCAUAUAAAGUAUACUACAGAAGUUGCUACGUAAACUAACAUUAAGACUCACAUAGAGUAAAAAGCUUUAAGAAAUUUCAAGUUUACUAAAGCUCACUCCGAAUCAAGUGUGGAUUAGGAUAAUGUGGUAUUAAUCUCUGUCAUUUUAUCGUAACAUGUAGGGAUGAUGAUAGAGGAAUAUAAAUAAUUGCUUUAUGAAUUUAGGGAAAAGAGUAUUAGAGAUACCAAGAGUUUGUGUGCAAAUAAGUAAAGCAAAAAUUUAUUCAUUUUUUAAAGGAUCUCAGUUUAGAACUAAAAAAGAUUAUUAAAGAUCAUAUUAUUGAUUCCGGAAGCACGCCAUUUUGUAAUUGCUCAGAUUCAUCCUGCCUUUGAUACUGAAGCUAUAUAAAUAAUUUAUAGUUUUGUUUCUUAUUGA
Messenger RNA from Paramecium pentaurelia, 590 nucleotides. The record is from the annotation of a GenBank genome assembly. Lineage: Eukaryota; Ciliophora; Oligohymenophorea; Peniculida; Parameciidae.